AGGGGGCAAUGUAGCAGUUGUUAUGGACAUGGCCCUGCAGUGGCCUCUGCGUGAAUCCUCGCUUACACGCUUCCUCAGUAAGUUGGUCCAUCUUUCGAAGAAAUGCACCCUCUUCCUGAAUUGUCACCUGCGGUUCAGGUUGAUUCGCUCGGUCAGAAAUGAAGAUGGACUCCCCCAACACGGUCAUGCUCGCGAUCCCUUUCUUCACAUCAAUAACCGUGCUGGUGGUCGCCAUAAAGGGUCGCCCGAGAAGGAUG
This is a messenger RNA of Striga hermonthica, 257 nucleotides long. The record is from the annotation of a GenBank genome assembly. NCBI's taxonomy places the organism in Eukaryota, Viridiplantae, Streptophyta, Magnoliopsida, Lamiales, Orobanchaceae.